Messenger RNA from Aplosporella prunicola CBS 121167, 366 nucleotides. RefSeq lists its product as uncharacterized. Gene Ontology annotation, biological process: termination of RNA polymerase I transcription; DNA-templated transcription. Lineage: Eukaryota; Fungi; Ascomycota; Dothideomycetes; Botryosphaeriales; Aplosporellaceae. The record is from RefSeq and is a predicted model, not a curated record. The transcript has 3 exons. Gene Ontology annotation, cellular component: RNA polymerase I complex. Gene Ontology annotation, molecular function: zinc ion binding; DNA-directed RNA polymerase activity; nucleic acid binding. The coding region runs from base 1 to 366 and encodes 121 amino acids.
AUGUCGGCUAUUGGUUCCCUCGUCUUCUGCGCCGAUUGCGGCAACCUUCUCGACGGUGGCUCGGGCGAUGGCAAGGCCCUCCUGGUCUGCGACGUCUGCGGCGCUUCAUGCAGAGACACUGCCUCCAAGGUCAUUGUGACGCACUCUAAGCCAUCUGCCUUCCCCUCGUCUUUACGCGCCAAGCGCUCUGAAGUCCAGACUCUCACCGAGGACGACAUGCAGACCGAUGCUACCAUCAGACAGACUUGUGAAAAGUGCGGCAGGGAAGAGGUCCGGUAUUACACGCAGCAGCUGCGUAGUGCAGAUGAAGGCAGUACUGUCUUCUAUACUUGCGAUUGCGGUCACAAAUGGAACACCAACAACUAA